Messenger RNA from Rasamsonia emersonii CBS 393.64, 1326 nucleotides. RefSeq lists its product as uncharacterized. The transcript has a single exon. Gene Ontology annotation, biological process: protein prenylation. Gene Ontology annotation, molecular function: protein prenyltransferase activity. Bases 1 to 1326 code for a protein of 441 amino acids. Lineage: Eukaryota; Fungi; Ascomycota; Eurotiomycetes; Eurotiales; Trichocomaceae. Gene Ontology annotation, cellular component: cytoplasm. The record is from RefSeq and is a predicted model, not a curated record.
AUGUCCACGCCAGAAGAUCUUUACCGAGAACUGGCCGAGCUAUUGUCCAAGAGGAAGGAUGAUGAGGUCCUCGAAAUCGAGAUUCUGUCCCCAGGCCUGGAUCCCCUCCUGCAGGAUGGCAGGUUCGUCGGCAUCACCAAGAAAGCUCUCGUACAGGCAUACAUAGCUGCCAGACGGAUAUUCUUUGAGAAGCUGGCCCGUAUGGACGAUCAUGACUUCCUAGCAGCGAUACGAGGAUAUCACCGCAAUGACGAUGGCGAUAUAGUUCCAGAUGACGACUCCAUCGUUACAGAGAUCAUCCUCCUCUUCGACUGCGAACAUCUGACAGCAUGCAACUGGAGGAAACGGUGGCUAAACGCUCUGAUAAAACGCAGUGCUGUCCGCUCUGAGUCAACGAAGAAUUUCUCUAGCUACCCUGAUGAUGAUCACCGUCUCCUCCUGAAACUGCUGGAAAGAGAACGCAGUCUUAUGACGACAUAUCUCUGCUCGCCUUUGCACAGGCAUACCAAGUCGCCGACUCUGUGGCAGCAUCGGCUGUGGGUGAUGACGCAGUUGAUGAAAUUCAAAUUCCGGCAGCCAUGUCGAGACUCUACUGUCGAUGAGAAGCGGAUUGAGGAAGCCAGUAUGUCGGCAGAGGACGUGCAGAGCCUCAUAUUGGCUGAACUGGCUGUCGUACUACGAGCAGGUGAACAGCAUCCGAAGAAUUACUACGCUUUCAGCUACAUGCGACAGCUUCACUCUGCCGCUUCGCGCUUCUUCGCCGGUGUCGUUGCUGAAGCUACUGUCAGAAAGGACGAAGAUUCCGUGGAGUCAUCCCUCUCCUCCCAGUUAGCGGAAUGCAUGGUCGAUCAGACUUUGACGUGGUGCCUGGCCCAUCUGCAAGACGUAUCCGGAUGGACAUUUCUGUUCUAUUUACUUGAGACUAUUGUCCCUGCUGAUGAGAAGGAUCAGGAUCAGGAUCUUCGUCUUCAACGACAGAGGAGCGUAGUAGACAAGGUCAUCCAUUUCGCGGUGAAUAUCACCGCCUGGGAAGGCGAGAGUCUAUGGACCUUCGUUGACUUGAUGGUACGGAGAUUCGGACCAGAGAUAUUGCCAUCUCCCUUUUCGUGUAUUUGGGACGACGAAAUGAGUGUGAGUAGCAGUAGUUUGAUUGAUAACAAGUCUGGAGGAGGAAAAGGCGCGGGACGCCUUGUCAACGAUACCAUACUGCUGCCAGAUCCGCGAUGGAAGAAGUUGAUGGAAAAAGCGAGAGGAUUGCGAGCAGCCGGUGUACAUGUAGAUAGUAUCGCGAGUGGACAGACAGGCGCAUCCUUCGAUCACCGAUAG